AUGCCAGGAGACGUAAUUGAUUUAGUUUCUUCCAGUCCACCUCCCCAGUCACCAAAGCCUGUUGCAAACAAAGAGCAUGGACAAAAUAACACGAUACGAAGUCUGGCAGGUGCUGCAGCUGCUGCGAGAGCAUUGUCGUCUGCGACAAAGCCUGUAGAGAAGGAUGAUUGGUUUACAAUAUCCUCUGAUGGACUGGGACCCGAUACAUACAGCCUCCCCAAACGAUCGCUCGAACCACCAAACACCUCUGCCUCUUCAUUUACAAAAGUCACAAAAGUCAGCACUUCAUCGAAACCCGCAGAAUCAAUUUCAAAAAAUUCGGGAGCAAACGACUUCUUCCUCCUCUCCGAUGACUUUGAUAGUACUGUCAACUUUGACGAUUCAUUUGCGCAACAAGAACCUGCCCCAAAGAGAAGACGAGUUUCAUCGUCCCCAGCGCUACUUCCGCCAAAGGAACGCCCAUACCAGCGAUCGAUAUCGAAUAUAGAACCCUCAAAAACCAAGCCACCGCCGGUCCCAAAACCGAAUAAGGCAAAAGUUACGAAAAAUGUCGUAGAUCUCGAUCCGAUUGUUUUUACGAGCUCGCCUGAUCCAUAUGAGAAUAUAACUAAGAAGAGGAAGGACAAGGCUAAGGAUAGGUCGGAUAGGUUUUGGGAGAUAAGUAGUGACAAUGAAGAGAGUGUCUCUCAGACUAAGCCGGUUACGGGCAAAACAACUGCGAUCUUUAAAUCUACGGUCAAUGAUGAUGGAUUUCUCUCUCUGACGGAUGACGAGGAGGGAUUUCCGGAGCUGCACGACUUUUCUUCCUUACCGAAAAGAUCAACUACUUACCAAAGUUCAGCCGCAUUAAGGAAAUACAAUGAUGCAAGAGAAGCCGAGAAAACGGGCAAGAAAGUUGUGAAACCGAUAAGCAGAACUGGAAGUGGCGCAGAGAAAGCGAAAGUAAACACCAAGACUGCUGAAGAGAAGGCAUUGGAAAAAGCGAAAUCCGCAGAAGAGAAAGCUCGAGAUAAGGCGAAAGCAACUCAACUAAAGGAAGCUGCUAAAGAAGAAGAAAAGGAAAGGAAACGGUUGGCUAGAAAAGAAGCUGAUCGACAGAAAGAGUUCGCUAAAGAGCUUGCUAAAGUCAAUACUGCAAAGACUGACAAGAAGGUAUCAACUCCAGAGAUGAUUAUUGAGGUCGCUUCGGCUAUUGAUCCAAUUAUCAAAGCACAAGUCGAAAAGAUGGCUUCAUCACUGCAAGUUGAUUUCAAAGAAUGGAACAGUUCGAAGCCCAUUGUGAAGUGGAAGAGGAAAGUCACUUCGCAAUACAAUGAAGAAUUAGGCCACUGGGAACCCGUGCCUUUGGUGAUCAAACCAGAAAAUCACAUCUUAUACGUCAUGGAAAUGAAAGUACUCGUCGAGCUGGCUUUAGGAAACGAGGAAAACAACCUCGACCACCACGUUCUGCAACUUAAAUCCCAACAUCCAAAUGCCAAACUGAUUUAUCUCAUCGAGGGCAUGCUACCAUGGUCCCGGAAGAACAAAGGCAAUAAAAAUAAACAGUUCGCUGCGGCGGUUAACAGUCAUCUAGCUCCUCCGACAGGCACGCAGAGAAAGAAGAAAAUUCCGGAUUAUGUGGAUGAGGAGAUUAUUGAAGAGGCGCUUUUGCAGUUGCAGAUCGUGCACGAGGCGUUGAUACACCAUACCGCGGCGAGGAUCGAGACUGCGGAGUGGAUUAUGGCGUUUACGCAGCAUAUUUCUACGAUUCCUUACCGCGCCGAAAAAGAAGCCCUCGACACAGCCUUCUGCAUGGAAUCCGGGCAGGUCAAAACGGGCGUCGACGCCGAAGACACCUUCGUCAAGAUGCUCCAGGAGAUUCUGCGCCUUACGAGUUCUUGCGCGUAUGGUAUUGCGGGCAAGUACCCGGAUGUGCCGGCGCUGAUUAGGGGGUUUGAACAGCAUGGACCGGGGAUGUUGGAGGAUUUGAGGAAGGUUGCUAAUAGGAAUGGUGCGGUUACGGAUAAGAGGAUUGGACCGAGUAUUUCGAGGAGGGUUUAUAGUAUUUUUAUGGGUAGGGAUCCGGGGAGUACGGAUGUUUGA
Messenger RNA from Glarea lozoyensis ATCC 20868, 2082 nucleotides. RefSeq lists its product as uncharacterized. Gene Ontology annotation, molecular function: nuclease activity; DNA binding. NCBI's taxonomy places the organism in Eukaryota, Fungi, Ascomycota, Leotiomycetes, Helotiales, Helotiaceae. The coding region runs from base 1 to 2082 and encodes 693 amino acids. The record is from RefSeq and is a predicted model, not a curated record. Gene Ontology annotation, cellular component: nucleus; Holliday junction resolvase complex. The transcript is spliced from 3 exons. Gene Ontology annotation, biological process: double-strand break repair; replication fork processing; mitotic intra-S DNA damage checkpoint signaling.